AUGGAGGACUUGGUGGCCUCUUGUGCAGCCGGGCGCGCAUGUCCUAGGUCUUCAACCUCCACGCGAAUCGCCUUUCAAGCCCACCACAGUACCCUCAAUCGGCAGUCGUGGAAGUCAACAGAGAAGAGACCAGCGUCGAAAAAUCUGCCUGUUGCACGCACGUCGACUCGCAAGAAACACGCAGACAAGGAACCUUCGCGUGUGCCAGCCAGACAACCGCUGUUUGGCCCAAAUACCUUCCUCCUGCCAGGCCCUCCGCUCAUCUGGAGCUCGCGAAAAGACCUCCAGAACUACGUGAUCUGCGAUACAUCUCUAUUCAAAAAGGCCGAGACCGAAUCCUCGCUGCCCGCGGUGACCGGACUCAAACCCAUGAAGUUCUUCUACCAGGUCAUUACGACCCCCACGGCCGACACCCCCGGCACGACCAUCGCCCUCAAUUUCCCAGACAAGCGAUACUUCUUCGGCCAGCUGUCCGAGGGGACCCAGCGCGCGUGCACCGAACGAGGCAUCAGGCUUUCCCACCUUACAGAUGUCUUCAUCACCGGGCGCACGGAAUGGGCCAACACGGGCGGUUUGAUCGGGAUCAUCCUGACUCUGGCGGAUACGGUGGCCACCUCCAACGCUGCUAUCGAGGAAGACAACAAGAAAAAGGCUAUUCGAGCAGCCAACCAGCUGCGCGGGAAAGCCAAGCCCCAGGCUAUCUCGAAGCAAAAGCCGGCGUUGGGCACCUCUGUUUCUACCCAGGACGGACAGAUCGUUGCUGAGAAGGGCAAUUUGACCCUCCAUGGAACGACGAAUCUCACGCACACGGUGGCUACCGCUCGGCGAUUUGUCUUUCGUAAGGGGAUGCCGGUGUUUAUGAAGGAGUAUGACUCCGAAAGCGUUGCUAAGCAGGCAUCUGUCGGUGCAGAGGAUCCGUUCGAAGAGCCGACUUGGUCCGACGCGAAUAUUAAGGUCUGGGCCAUGCCUCUUAAGCCUCGUCCGGUGGCUAGCCCCAAGGCUACGUCGCAGACGCGGUCACACAGCCCGCGGAAGCGGAGCUUGGAGGAAUUCCAAGAAAGUAGUGAGCAGAGCAAUGAGCCUGCCGGUCAGCUCGACCAGCGAAGCAAAGACAACCUGAUGAGACAAUCGAUUGUGACGGACAUGUUCAAUUCAACCUGGAAGAUGGAUGCCCUUAUCGAAACUCCCUUGGCCGAGGUGAAUUUGCCUGCUGCUAUGUUCGUUCGCAACCCGGAGACCAAAGACCUCGAGCCGUACCACCUACCUGAACGAGGUGAAAAUGAGCCACUGCCUGACGUCAAGGUGUUUGUUCGACAGCCCUGGCCCGGUGCAACCGUCGAGAGUCUCCCACCUACUACUCCUUCCCCCGAGGCGCUGUGUUAUAUUGUGCGGAACCAUGACGUUCGGGGGAAAUUUGACCCUGCCAAAGCCAAAGCGCUGAAGGUGAAGAUGGGCCCGGACUGUGCAGCUUUGUCUCGGGGAAAGAGCGUCCAAUCCAUGGACGGCCAAACCAUUACCUCUGAUAUGGUCUUAGGGCCUGCGCGCCUGGGCAAAGGCACCGCCAUAAUGGACCUGCCUUCGUCGGAGUAUGUUGAGGAUAUGAUUAAUCGCCCUGAAUGGAAGUCGCCUGCCGUGACGACUGAACUGCAAUCUUUCAUUUGGAUCCUGGGACCGGGCGUUGGCGAGAAUCCCAAGCUUCGCGAGUUUGUCGCGAGCAUGUCCCACUGCGAACACACCGUGUCGAGCUCGGACUACUGUCCCAACUACUUGGCACUGACCAGUGCUGCGUCAUCUUCCGUUCGGCUGGCUCGUCUGAAAGGGGAUAGCUACUCUAUUCCUGUUCAUGACAACGUCACUCUUCCACAGCCUGGCACACCCACAGCCGGCUCAGCGUCUGCCACUGCCGCCCUCAGCGACUCUCCGUUCAAGCCUGUCGCACCUGGAUUCAUCAUCGACAUGGAGCCACAAUUCAAACUCAACAAUGACGAAGUCAUGACCCGUUUGAAUACAGCGGCGACAUUGCACCGGAUCCCGCAAGCUGUCGAGCAGCGCAUGUCAGUUAUCCGCCGCCGCGUCGCCAAACCGGCAUUCCAGAAUCGCUUGCAAGAGCUUCGAAAAGAUUUGCCUGGGGCCAGUGCUGAAAUCAUCGCGUUGGGUACUGGCUCCUCCGCUCCCUCUAAGUACCGUAACGUCUCUGCCACUUUGCUUCAUGCGCCUGGAUACGGCUACUAUCUUCUUGAUUGUGGUGAGAAUACCCUGGGCCAGCUGAAGCGAGUAUUUGAGCCGGAACAGCUGCGCGAGGUACUCCGGAAUCUGCGAAUGAUCUGGAUUAGCCACCUGCAUGCGGAUCACCACUUGGGUACGGCCUCAAUCAUCAAGGCCUGGUAUCACGAAAACUAUGGGUCUGAGGCUACCCCCGCCGCCGAGCCCGAAACCGAUAUGGCCAAGAUAUUGCAGGAAAGAAGACUGUUUGUGGUUUCCAACGAAAUGAUGAUUGCUUGGUUGGAAGAGUACGCUGCCGUGGAGAAUUAUGGAUUCGACAAGCUGGUGCCUAUCAGCGCAACCCCCGAGACUAUUGGGCCCAGCAUAGUCACCCGAUUCGCGUACCGUCAUUGUCACAGCAAUGGAAGCCACCCGGGCCAGGACAAACCAAGAAAAACACCUCUCAGUUUCACAGACAAAUCCUCUCCUCUCACACCCCUUCUCAAGUCCGCCACCGGCCUGGACGAUUUUCUGACCACCCGGGUGAAGCACUGCCGCGGGGCCCUCGCCGUGUCCCUCGUCUUCCCCGACGGAUUCAAGGUUUCGUACUCGGGCGACUGCAGGCCAUCGGAGAAAUUCGCCGCGAUCGGACAGGGCUCGACCGUGCUCAUCCACGAAGCCACCUUCCAGGAUGACAUGGUUGGCAACGCCAUCGCCAAGCGCCACUCAACCGCCUCCGAGGCUCUGGAGGUUGGCCGCCGGAUGAACGCGCGCUCCAUCCUGCUCACGCAUUUCAGCCAGCGCUACCAGAAAAUGGCGUUCAUCGACCAGCGCGCAGGUACCGACCACCACGACAACGUGGCGUCGUCUCCCCAAGCCGAAGCCGCCGCCGCCGCCCGCAAACGGGGUGAUGCCGAUGUCCCCCUCGACGAACCCGAAGGCCCAGAGCCCACUCUCAACUCCUCGGCGCAUCUGUUGCUGGAUGACCUCCGCUUCCCCAGGCCAAACCGCCGAGCCCUGCCGCGUUGUGACAACCAGGUCCCCGGUGUGACCGCGCCCGUCGCUGCCGCCAUGGACUACAUGCGCAUCAAGGUUGGCGAUCUGGCUCUCGCGCAGGCCUAUGCGCCUGCGUUAGAGAAACUGAUCGAUAUCCUCGAGCGUGCCUCUGCCCAGGAGUCGGACCGUGCUAAGAAGGAGCGCCAGGAAGAGGAAGGGUCCCGAAAGGCGAAGAAGAACAAGAAAUGGCCCAAGCAUGCUGCUGCCGAGGCUGCUGGUACUGAGACUGACCCGGCUGCUACUGCGGCUGCGGCUGUAGUGGUGCCUGAGACUACUCGGGCUCAGAACCCUAAGUCUGUGUGGAGCGCCAGCGAGAGUGAGAGCGGGUGGGAGACCAGUGAUACCGAGUAA
This is a messenger RNA of Penicillium alfredii, 3609 nucleotides long. RefSeq names its product ribonuclease Z. Lineage: Eukaryota; Fungi; Ascomycota; Eurotiomycetes; Eurotiales; Aspergillaceae. Gene Ontology annotation, molecular function: 3'-tRNA processing endoribonuclease activity. The coding region runs from base 1 to 3609 and encodes 1202 amino acids. Gene Ontology annotation, cellular component: mitochondrion. The transcript is spliced from 2 exons. The record is from RefSeq and is a predicted model, not a curated record. Gene Ontology annotation, biological process: mitochondrial tRNA 3'-end processing.